AUGCCACCUCCAACUACAGUGGCGCAGCAACGCAACAGACAGGCGGUAGGGAGCACUGUCGCUAGCAACAACAUUAAUGUGGAAGCACAAGUAGUCCCAGAAGUAAGGUUAAAUAUUAAAAGCUUCGAGGAAGGGAGCAUAAAGGGAGAAGAGAGAGAGGAGGAAUGCGUUAUUUGUAUCGCCGGUUUCGAGAAAGGUGACAUCACCACCGUUCUAUGCUCAUGCAACCAUAAAUUCCAUUCAGAUUGCAUUGCUAUUUGCACACCACCUCGAGCUGCGGCGGCGCAGCCGCGCAAUAGACAGGCGGUAGGGAGCACCGCCGCUGGCAACAACGGUAAUGUGGAAGCACAAGUAGUCCCAGAAGUAAGGUUAAAUAUUAAAAGCUUCGAGGAAGGGAGCAUAAAGGGAGAGGAGAGAGAGAAGGAAUGCGCUAUUUGUAUCGCCGCUUUCGAGAAAGGCGACAUCACCACCGUUCUCUGCUCAUGCAACCAUAAAUUCCAUUCAGAUUGCAUUGAUAUUUGGUUGGUACUUCAUCAAACUUGCCCCAUAUGUAGAGCUACUACUGUUAAGCCUGUUUCAUGA
Ipomoea triloba (trilobed morning glory) is the source of this 582-nucleotide messenger RNA. Its product is annotated as RING-H2 finger protein ATL63-like. Lineage: Eukaryota; Viridiplantae; Streptophyta; Magnoliopsida; Solanales; Convolvulaceae. The transcript is spliced from 2 exons. The coding region runs from base 1 to 582 and encodes 193 amino acids. The record is from RefSeq and is a predicted model, not a curated record.